AUGGUGAAGAUGGCAGAAGGCGAGCGAAGAGACGAAAACGUCGCAGUUGCGAUCGAUCGAGACAAAGGAAGUCAGGCUGCAUUGAAAUGGGCUGUUGAUAAUCUCCUGAUACCAGGAGAGACUCUUACUCUUAUUCAUGUUAGAGUCAAGCAAACUCAUGCUCAUAAUGGAACCCACCCAAAUAAGUGUGGAGAUGAGGUUAAAGAAUUGUUUCUUCCAUUCCGAUGUUUCUGCACUAGAAAAGACAUAAAAUGUGAAGAUGUUGUAUUGGAGGACGUUGAUGCUGCUAAAGGAAUCAUAGAGUAUGUGCGAGAGAAUGCGAUUGAUAUUCUAGUACUCGGCGCAUCUAAGAUGACUCUUUUAAAACGGUUUAAAGCGGUAGAUGUUACGAGCUCAGUGAUGAAAGGAGCACCCAAUUUCUGUACAGUUUAUUCAAUCUCUAGAGGCAAAAUAUCGUCCGUUAGGUCAGCAACGUCUUCACCUCCUCCACUUUGCACAAUACGUCCACAAUUACCAGGUCGGUCGAGCAACGCCAGCAGCAGCAAAAACUCCAUUCCCAAAGCUGAGAGAAGGCGGCAUCAAUUGGUUCAAAGUACACAGGACGAGAUCGAAAUCAAGUAUCCAUAUUUGAGAAAAGGAACGUAUCAAGCCUCAGUGACAGACUCCGAUUUAUCGAUUGUGAGUAGUGAUAGGCCAAGCAUGGAUUGGAUGUUACCAACACCUCGUCUCUCGGUUAGUUCGGAGUUUGAAGACAACCGAUGCAGCUUUGCUACAUCCUCAUGCUCAUCAGAGAAGCAGUCCAUAGACUUGGGUUCUACCUAUUCUGCAUUCUCCUCGAGCUCACAAGAAAGUGGGAGACUCUCCUCAUUGUCAAUAUAUAGAAAGGAAGACGUCGAAGGUGAGAUGAGAAGGCUAAAACUAGAGCUCAAGUAUACAAUGGACAUGUACAACACUGCAUGUAAAGAAGCAAUUGCAGCCAAGAAAAUGACUACUGAGUUACACAAAUGGAAUCUAGAAAGGGAACAGAAACUAGAAGAAGCAAGACUUGCCAAGGAAUCAGCAAUGGCAAUGGCAGAGAAUGAGAAAGCAAAGAGUAGAGCAGCUAUGGAAGCAUUAGCGACUGCUAACAAAACGGCAGAAAUUGAAGCUCAAAAGAGAAAGCAAAUCGAAACGGCAGCUCUGAGAGAAGUAGAGGAUAACAAUAAAGCAAUGCACUCUCUAAAUGAAUGUGAUAAAAUGUAUAGAAAAUACACAAUUGAGGAGAUUGAAGAGGCAACAGAAAAUUUCUCAAGUAGUCGCAAGAUUGGAGAAGGUGGUUAUGGACCUGUGUUUAAAGGUACUUUAGAUUACACACAUAUGGCUAUAAAAGUUGUGAGACCGGAUGCAAAACAAGGAAGAUCACAAUUCCAACAAGAAGUGGACGUUCUGACUAGCAUAAGACAUCCAAAUAUGGUUCUGUUACUUGGAGCUUGUGCAGAAUAUGGUUGUUUAGUCUAUGAAUACAUGGCCAACGGUAGCCUAGAAGAUCGUCUCCUUAGACGAGGAAACUCUCCAGUUCUUUCAUGGCAGCUAAGAUUCCGUAUUGCAGCUGAAAUCGCCACUAGUCUUAAUUUCCUCCACCAGUUAAAACCAGAGCCAUUGGUACACCGUGACUUGAAACCAGCCAACAUAUUGCUUGACCAGCACAUGGUCAGCAAGAUCUCUGACGUUGGAUUGGCUAGGCUUGUCCCUCCUUCGGUUAAUGACAUUGCAACACAAUACAGAAUAACGUCAGCUGCUGGGACCCUGUGUUACAUUGAUCCAGAAUACCAACAAACGGGUAUGCUUGGAACCAAAUCGGACAUAUACUCAUUCGGGAUAAUGCUUUUGCAAAUACUUACGGCCAAGCCACCAAUGAGCUUAACAAGUCAGGUCGAGAAAGCAAUUGAGGAAAGAACUUUUGCUGAGAUACUCGACCCUGCUGUUCCUGACUGGCCUCUUCCAGAGACCUUAAUAUUAGCAAAAAUUGGUCUGCAAUGCGCAUCGUUAAGUCGUAAAGACAGACCUAAUCUAGGAAAGGAUGUGUUGCCCGAGAUUAAAAGGCUUAUGGACUUAGCAGAAGAAAGCAUGCAUCCUUCACCCAAAAGCAGUCAUGAUAACAGCCAUAUCGACAAUCUAUCAUCAAUCCAAGUAAAUGCGUCAAAGAAAGUACUUUAGAUUGUAAGCAUGUCUUGAUUACUAAACUAUCUUCCUUUUUGUCUUCUUUCGGCGUUCAGGAGAUAAUAAGCAAUCCAUCUCUCAACAAACCUGGAUAUGAUGAGAGAUGCAAUAAAAACUAGCACACCGUCUUGAGGAGGAAUAAUUAAA
Molecule: messenger RNA, 2346 nt
Organism: Camelina sativa (false flax)
Lineage: Eukaryota; Viridiplantae; Streptophyta; Magnoliopsida; Brassicales; Brassicaceae
Source: RefSeq, a predicted model, not a curated record